Spinacia oleracea (spinach) is the source of this 1827-nucleotide messenger RNA. Its product is annotated as disease resistance RPP13-like protein 4. Bases 1 to 1827 code for a protein of 608 amino acids. The transcript has a single exon. Lineage: Eukaryota; Viridiplantae; Streptophyta; Magnoliopsida; Caryophyllales; Amaranthaceae. The record is from RefSeq and is a predicted model, not a curated record.
AUGUCGCAAGCUGAAAAGCCUUGUCAUCUUUCUGUUCUUGUCAGCCAUGGUUGUAAUCUAGCAGCCUUACUGCGUAAGAAGAGACAACGUAGUGGGGGUUGGAUGAACGAGACUGCAACGACGACGGAUAUUGAUCCUGAGAAGAUUGUGGCUGACAUUACACACAUAUUGGAAGAGUUUAAAAAGGGCAAACAGUCCUUGGAAGACAAAGGUCUGUCUAAAGUGAUUCGAAGAAUUGGAGGCAUUUUUCGAGAACUCAUCAAGGAUGAGCCGAGCAGUAAGAAUUUUUAUGGGAAGCUUGUUGAGGAGAUUGACGAGGGGGUGAAUAAUCUUAUCAAAUCACCAAAGAAGACUUCUUCUUCUGUGAUUACUUCUCCGACUGCUUCUGCAUCAGUACGUGAUUCGUUUCAGUAUCAAGUUAAUCAAAGAGAAUAUGUAGAGCUUGAUUCUGAGGCUGCGUAUGAAAAUCUUGACAGAAGGGAACGUAUUUGUUUGUCUUUUUGCCACUCUUUUUUCUCCACAUUUGUCAACUCCGUGGAAAUAAAUAGGAGAGAGUUGAUACAUUGGUGGAUUGGGUUGGAGAUCAUAAGUGACCAUCUAGAAGGUGAGAAAGUUCUGCGAAAUCUUGUGGCCGAGGAGCUUCUAGUGCACCCAGUCAAUGAUAAAGGAAUAACGCUAUGCAAAAGGUACACUAUGCCCUACAAGUCGAAGAGCAUGCCUGAGAAUGAUUACAAUUACAUUGGAACACAAAAGGAACAUCUUUUUGUUUCCUCCACCCAGAAAAUAAUACCCCAAGGGAUCACAAAGCCAUAUGUUUACAAAUUAGUGUUCGUGGGAGCUAUUAAUACCACUGCGUACACCCUCAAUGCGAGGCUGUUUGACUGCCUCUUGAAGUUAAAGAAUGUCAGAUUGGUACACCUUGGUAGUUGGCACCAGGACAUGGAUUACAUUGUGGUGGAAGACAUGAUUAUUAAAAUGAGUGCUUUCAAGGAAUUGAAAGCUGUAAGAUUCCUAAGCCUGCAAGGGAUAUCAAGACUGCAAGAGCUGCCAACUUCAGUCUACAGCCUCACCAAUCUGUUGAUAUUGGAUCUGCGAGCUUGUCAAGACUUAAACAAGAUUCCUAAAGGAAUUGAGUUGUUGAAAUACCUCCAAAUCUUGGACUUAUCCCAGUGUUAUGAGCUUCAUUUCAUCCCAAGGGAGAUCGCGUUGCUGUCUGAGCUUAAAGUUCUCAAAGGGUUUGUGAUUGAUCAACUAGAUUCCUCUAAACUGGCAGCUUUUUUCAAAAAGAAGAAAAGUUCAUCAUCAUGUCCAUUUACUCAUUUAUCAACCCUGAAGAAACUUCAAAAGUUGAGUAUAAGGACUAGAUUAAUCAACUUUCCAUCGAGCAAAGAUGUGGAGACUCUAUACGAAAUGAAGGAGCUGUAUCAACUAAAAAUCACUUGGGUGCGCGGCAGCAGAUCAAAUUCAGAAACUCCUCUAAGUGAGGAUAAUCAAAUAAAACGAUUUCCAACAAACUUGAUAAAGCUAGUGCUGCAGGCUGCACCAGAGGCCAUAGCGUCAAGACUGUUGGGCCUAAUUGCUAACAGAAGCAAUAAUCGCCUCCAAAAGCUCUACGUCAGAGGUGGUGGAUUGUGGAAGUUAGAUCACCAAAGAUAUUGCUUCCCUAAUGUUAAGGUAAUACGAUUUAGAUAUUUGCCAAAACUGCAUAUGAAUUGGUAUCAAUUUAAACUGUCAUUUCCGAAGCUUACUCGACUAGAGAUCUUCAAUUGUCCACACCUUAUCUUUUUCCCUUCUGAUGAGAAUGGUGUAUGGGAGGAAGACUCAUAG